Molecule: messenger RNA, 569 nt
Organism: Daphnia pulex (common water flea)
Lineage: Eukaryota; Metazoa; Arthropoda; Branchiopoda; Diplostraca; Daphniidae
Product: B9 domain-containing protein 2-like
Exons: 3
Coding region: 42-569 (175 amino acids)
Biological process (GO): cilium assembly
Cellular component (GO): MKS complex
Source: RefSeq, a predicted model, not a curated record
UGGCGUCUCUCUCAUAUUAGUAGUGGGAUGGAAAAAGGGAUAUGGCAGAACUACAUUUAAUCGGGCAAAUCAUCGGCGGAACAGAGUUUUCCGAGAAAUCAAUUUGCUGUCGCUGGCAAUUAUCUUCAGGUGAAAAUUGGCGUGUUCUAGAAGGAGCCACUGAAGGCCAGACGCAACUUGACACACCACAAAUCGGUUCUGUGAGCAGCUGGAAUCAUCCACUGGACGUGCACUGGGCUACUCGAGGUCUUCAAGGCUGGCCGCAAAUUCACCUACAGAUUUACCACCUGGACGCUUACUCACGAACCAAUUUGAUAGGCUACGCAUCUGCAUCCAUUCCUACACGUCCCGGCAUCCACUACAUCGACGCUCCGGCCUGGAGACCUUUAGGUACAUUCACUGAGGAGUUGAUGCGUCAUUUCAUUGGCGGUGGAGUCGAGUUGGCUGACGCAGAGCGAAUCCAAAACGGAGCCGAUCGAUCCCGUUUGAGAACUGAAGCCACCGGAAGAGUCUACUUGGAAAUAGGAUUAGUCUUCCGCGAUUUCAAAAAGUUUGGCAUCGAGUACUAG